Peronospora belbahrii is the source of this 573-nucleotide messenger RNA. The record is from the annotation of a GenBank genome assembly. NCBI's taxonomy places the organism in Eukaryota, Oomycota, Peronosporomycetes, Peronosporales, Peronosporaceae.
AUGGAUACUGCACAGCGCAAGCAAAAUCCAGCGCAUGGAAAAGUAUUUCCGUUCCGUGAGCUAAAUGGAUCGUUAAUAUACGUACAACAACCAGCCCAACAGCACACCAGUGCAGCCAAGAGAGUGUUAGGAUACGUUAUUGGCAGUAAAAGCCUGGGAAUAGUAUCCACAAAUACUCCAGAGGUUCAGUAUACAGGCAAGCUGACGGUUAAUGGAUUUUGCGACUCGGACUGGGGUAAUGACCCUGAUACCAGAAAAAGUGUUACUGGUUAUGUGCAUUGUAUUGCGGGAGGUACCAUAUCGUGGGCAUCACGACGUCAAAGUAUUGUGGCACAAUCAACUGCGGAAGCAGAGUAUGUUGCAGCAAGUGAAGCAUGCAUGGAAGGACAAGGUUUACGCAACUUAUUGAUUGAAGAAUUUUCGCAUAUAGACACAGAGUAUCGACUCGGCAUUGAUAAUCAAGCAGCGUUUGUCAUGUCGACCAACCCAACCUAUAGAUGCCGUACUCGACACAUUGAACUGCGUUGGCACUAUGUUCGGGAUCAGGUGGCAGAAUGGACGGUGGAACUGUGA